AAGGAUAUGAAAUACCGAGUGGGAGGGGGAAGAGAAGGAAAUGUAAUCGAUUACUUCAGUAAUCGAUUGGCCACCCUUGUGCAUAGGAACGAAGUGAGGAAAAGCGAGAGCUCGCUGCUCUGUUUAGUUAGCUGGAAGACCAGACCUUACUAAACUGUUGCCGAGCUAUCCAUUGGUCUUGCGAAAGGAAGACGGCGACGGCGAUCAGCCACGUGGGGCUCUAAGGACGGAUCGAUUGUGGGGAGGCCGGGAGAUUCCUGGGCGCCGGAUUUCUGCUGUUAAAGAUCCCCGGCAUUAACCAUGGCGCAGCUCCAGGCUCGCUUCUUCACCAAUGACACCAAAUACACAGUAGAUGAUGUGCCUUUUUCUGUCCCAGCUGUUUCUGAAGUUGCUGACCUUAGUAACCUUAUCAACAAAUUGCUGGAAGCUAAAAAUGAGGGCCACAAAUAUGUGGAAUUCGACUUUCUUGUCAAGGGACAGUUCUUGCGUAUGCCCCUGGUCAGACAUAUGGAAACAGAGAAUAUCUCAACAGAAGAUGUAGUAGAAAUAGAAUAUGUGGAGAAGUACACAGCGCCUCAGCCGGAAGAAUGCAUGCUGCAUGAUGAUUGGAUCAGUUCUAUUGAAGCUACAGAGGAAUGGAUCUUGACAGGUUCUUAUGAUCAGACUUCUCGGAUCUGGUCAGUGGAAGGCAAACCCAUCAUGACAAUUGCUGGGCAUGCAGAUGUGGUAAAAGAUGUGGCCUGGGUAAAAAAAGACAGUUUGUCCUGCUUGCUGCUUAGUGCGUCUAUGGAUCAGACAAUCUUGUUGUGGGAAUGGAAUGUGGAAAAGAACAAAACGAAGGCUCUUCACUGCUGCAGAGGGCAUGCAGGGAGCGUGGAAUCUGUAGCUGUGGAUGGCUCAAGGACUAAAUUUUGCAGUGGAUCCUGGGAUAAGAUGCUAAAAAUCUGGUCUGCAGUGCCUACAGAUGAACAGGAUGAAAUGGAAAUGGAGGAAGUGGCAAAUAGGCCAAGAAAAAAACAGAAAACGGAGCAGCUGGGACUAACAAGAACUCCUAUUGCAACUCUCUCUGGUCAUACAGAAUCAGUAUCUUCUGUACUUUGGUCAGAUACUGAUGAAAUUUGCAGUGCUUCUUGGGACCACACCAUAAAGAUAUGGGAUGUUGAAACAGGAGGGCUCAAAUCAACUUUGACUGGAAACAAAGUGUUUAAUUCUAUAUCCUACUCCCCACUGUGUCGACGCCUAGCCUCUGGAAGCACUGACAGACACAUUAGAUUAUGGGAUCCUCGGACCAAAGAUGGUUCUUUGGUGCUACUUUCUCUUACCUCACAUACUGGCUGGGUGACAUCAGUGAAGUGGUCACCGACACAUGAACAACAGCUCGUCUCAGGUUCUUUAGACAACAUUGUCAAACUUUGGGACACAAGGAGUUGCAAGGCUCCCCUCUAUGACUUGGCUGCACACGAAGACAAGGUUUUGUGUGUGGAAUGGACAGAAACAGGGUUGCUGUUGAGUGGUGGAGCAGACAACAAGCUGUAUUCCUAUAGAUAUAAAGCAACCACUUCUGAUGUUGGAGCAUGAAAAGGAGUGAGCAGAUAUUCAAGAGAGCAUACUCUUUCAGCUAUAUAUUCUUGAAAUCUUUUGUGCAACAACUAUACAAAACAUGCUGUUUUCUAAUUUUACAAACAAGGGGUUGGAUUCCAUGUUCUAGAGAUUGGAACUUCUUUCAUGUUUUUUGCUAGAUAACAAAAAAGAAGUGAUUUUUACCUUGAAAGAGCUGCUCUGAAGGGUUGUAGUUAUCCUUUGAAACAGCAUGGUUGGGCUUAAGGGAGAAUCGGUGAAAAUUCCUCACUCUCUGUUUGCCCAGGGAGCCUGCGCAGUCUUGUCUGUGAGCAGAAGCCCUUCUGUUUGCAGAAGAAUCUAACCCUGUAUAUGUAUUUGUGAUCUGGAACAAGAUGAGUUUCCAGUCCUUUCAAACAGGUAUAAGGUGGUUGUAUAGUAGCCAUAUGAAGAUUGGAUUUAAUAAUUUAAGUGUGUUUGUGCAUUAUUAUAUUAAAUUGACUAAUGUUUUAUGUACAUCUUUAUUAAAUGUUUUUUGUUUUGUGCAA
Molecule: messenger RNA, 2105 nt
Organism: Pogona vitticeps (central bearded dragon)
Lineage: Eukaryota; Metazoa; Chordata; Lepidosauria; Squamata; Agamidae
Gene: WDR12
Product: WD repeat domain 12
Biological process (GO): ribosome biogenesis; maturation of 5.8S rRNA from tricistronic rRNA transcript (SSU-rRNA, 5.8S rRNA, LSU-rRNA); maturation of LSU-rRNA from tricistronic rRNA transcript (SSU-rRNA, 5.8S rRNA, LSU-rRNA)
Cellular component (GO): PeBoW complex; preribosome, large subunit precursor
Molecular function (GO): protein binding
Source: RefSeq, a predicted model, not a curated record